Molecule: messenger RNA, 4828 nt
Organism: Oncorhynchus nerka (sockeye salmon)
Lineage: Eukaryota; Metazoa; Chordata; Actinopteri; Salmoniformes; Salmonidae
Gene: prep
Product: prolyl endopeptidase
Exons: 15
Coding region: 195-2324 (709 amino acids)
Biological process (GO): proteolysis
Cellular component (GO): cytosol
Molecular function (GO): oligopeptidase activity; serine-type endopeptidase activity
Source: RefSeq, a predicted model, not a curated record
UCCCCAGUCGUAUGUGGCAAAUACCACCUUCCCACUUGGUUUUGAACGCAGCAUAAAUAAGCAAAUCCAUUCUGGCCAGAGCUUCGACAUUCAAGUUGGUGUUUGUUUGGAUCCAGAAAGUCAUAACAAAACCAGUCAUUCAUUAUUUUACAUAACUUUUCUUAUUACGGAAUCUCUGAACAGUCACUUCUAAAAUGUCUUUCCAGUACCCACAUGCUUACCGUGACGAGGCAGUUGCAGAUGACUACCAUGGUAACAAGAUUCCUGAUCCGUACAGUUGGCUGGAGGACCCAGACAGCGAGAAAACGCAGGCUUUUGUCAAUGCUCAGAACCAGCUGACGCUGCCCUACCUGGACCGCUGUGAGGUGCGGGACCUGUUCAAGGAGCGCAUGACGGAGCUCUAUGACUACCCCAAAUACAGCUGCCCCUUCAAGAGGGGGAGCAGGUAUUUCCAUUUCUACAACACGGGCCUCCAGAACCAGAGUGUAAUGUAUGUUCAGGAGAGUCUAGAGGCAGAGCCCACGGUCUUCCUGGACCCAAACACCUUCUCUGAGGACGGGACUGUCGCUUUACGAGGUUAUGCUUUCUCAGAGGACGGCGAGUACCUGGCAUAUGGCACCAGCGCCAGCGGCUCUGAUUGGGUGGAGAUGCACUUCCUGCGGGUGGAGGGGGCCGUGGCCCUAAAUGACCGGCUGGAGAGGGUUAAGUUCAGCUGCAUGUCCUGGACCCAUGACGGCAAGGGCCUCUUCUACAACUCCUACCCCAAGCAGGAGGGCAAAAGUGACGGCACUGAGACGUCCACGAACCUGCACCAGAAGCUCUACUUCCACGUGUUGGGGACCCCCCAGUCUCAGGACUGCCUGUGUGCCGAGUUCCCCGACCACCCUAAGUGGAUGAGUGGGGUCGAGGUGUCAGAUGACGGGCGCUACGUACUGCUGUCUAUCAGGAAGGGCUGUGACCCGGUCAACCGGCUGUGGUACUGUGACCUUCAAACCACUCUUCAGGGUAUCACAGGCCUGUUGCCGUGGGUGAAGCUGAUAGACAACUUUGAUGCGGAGUACGAGUAUGUGACCAACGAGGGCACGGUGUUCACCUUCAAGACCAACCUGGUGGCCCCGCGUUACCGUCUCAUCAACAUCGAUUUCGCCCAGCCUGCCCAGGCCAACUGGAAGGAGCUCAUCCCCCAGCACGACAAGGACGUCAUCGUGUUUGCCACCUGUACCUACAACAGCCUACUCUUUGUGUGUUUCCUGCACGACGUGAAGAACGUGCUGAAGAUGUACCGUCUGAGCUCGGGGGAGGAGCUCAGGACCUUCUCUCUGGACGUGGGCUCAGUGGUGGGCUUCACCGGACGCAAGAGAGACUCUGAGAUCUUCUACUACUUCACCUCCUUUCUGUCGCCAGCCAUCAUCUACCACUGUGACCUGACCAAGGAGCCCCUGCAACCCCACGUGUUCCGCGAGGUCACCGUCAAAGGCUUUGACCCCUCCGACUACCAAACCACUCAGGUAUUCUAUCCUAGUAAGGACGGCACAGAGAUCCCCAUGUUCAUCGUCCAUAAGAAGGGCCUGAAGCUGGACGGCUCUCACCCUGCCUUCCUCUACGGCUACGGAGGGUUCAACAUCUCAAUCACUCCCAGCUACAGUGUAUCACGGCUGAUCUUUGUCCGACACAUGGGAGGAGUCCUGGCUGUGGCCAACAUCAGAGGAGGGGGGGAGUACGGAGAGACCUGGCACAAAGCGGGCAUGCUGGCCAAAAAGCAAAACUGCUUCACAGACUUCCAGUGUGCAGCAGAGUACCUCAUCAAGGAGGGCUACUCGUCCCCCUCCAAACUCACCAUCAAUGGAGGGUCCAACGGGGGCCUGCUCGUGGCAGCGUGUGUGAACCAGCGGCCAGAGCUGUUCGGCUGUGCCGUGGCCCAGGUGGGCGUCAUGGACAUGCUCAAGUUCCACAAGUUCACCAUCGGCCACGCCUGGACCACUGACUUCGGCUGCUGUGAGGUCAAGGAGCAGUUUGACUGGCUCAUCAAGUACUCCCCGCUCCACAACAUACGCGUGCCCGAGGGUGAGGGAGUCCAGUACCCCGCUGUCCUCCUCCUCACGGGUGACCACGAUGACCGCGUGGUCCCCCUACACUCCCUGAAGUACAUCGCCACACUGCAGCACGUGGUGGGCCGCUGGUCGGGUCAGAGCAAUCCACUGUUCAUCCACGUGGACACAAAGUCGGGCCACGGCGCCGGAAAGCCCACCAGAAAGGUCAUCCAGGAGGUGGCCGACACGUACGCCUUCAUCGCCCGCUGCCUCAGCCUCUCCUGGGUCAAAUGAAAAGGGGGGAGGGGGGAGUUCCCUGGAAGUCUGAUUCUAGGGGAAGUGUCUCUAUCGGUGUCUUAGAAGUUUCUUACUCGUUCUCGUUAUUAUUUUUAAUGAUCACUAAUCUUUUUGUUCAGCUGUUCUCCUCCCCUCCUCAUCAUCACUACUGAUUUGUUCCUGAGCAGUAAUCAAUCUCUUCCUACCCGGUUGGCUGGCCUGUAUUAACCACCUCUCUCUCUCUUCCUGGUUCUCCCUUUCCAGUGUAGGCUUGCUUUGGGCAUGGGCUCCAGGUCAGCCAGACUAUAAAGUUAAAGUUAGUGCCCAGCUAAUAUUUAUAUUUCUAGUUCAGCGAACUUGGAUCUAGUUAUAAUUUCACUAGCUCUGGAUUCAGCUAACAAGGAGAACAGGUGAAUUGUUAUGAACACACCCUUCUGUCUGUCUCCAACUGUUUGAACAGCAUGCUAGCCUAUCCACUUUGUUCAGAUGUUGGAAUCAAGUGGCCUACUUUAUCUCUGAAUGAGAACGACAUGACAACUCCUUCAUUUUAUGCUUAUUGCACAUUUAUAAAAGACUAGACAGCUGGUGUAAGUCUUUAUUUGACUAAAAUACUGCUAGUGAUACGUGGUACCAUAAUGCACUUGCGACAAACUGAGCGUUCAUUUUCCAGGUGAAGGUUCAUUGGUAAAUUUGUUUUAGUAGUGUCUGCUCUGCUCAAAAUCUGAGGAGUUGAAACAUAAACAGGGUUUCAUUAGAAAGGUUCAUUUCUCUAUUACAGUAUAAUAAUUUCUCCAUGUGUUGUGGUGUCCAUAUGAUCCAUUCUGUUGGACCAAACCUCAAAUGCAAAUAGAGAGUUGAAACCGUUUGUCAGUGAAGAAGUGGUGAUCUCUCAUCUUUGUUGUUGUGUGUGGUAGGGGCUUGGGAGAAAGAGGCGAAGCGAGAGGUGUCACUCCAUCAAAGCCCUAUGCGCUUAUUUUGAACUUAAGCUUGUCACCUGCCUUCCCGCCUUUGGGACAACGACUCCCAUUGUUAAGGUGGAAACAUGAGCAUCUAGUCAUUAUAUACAGAUCUCUGGUGUAAAUGUACACCGCACAGAAGGAGUGAAUGAGACUAAGAGGACAUAAAUGCUCAUAAAAACAAAGAAUACGAAAAAACUUGGACCAUCCUUAGGACUUACCCAUGUCUCCACCCCUCACCUCUCUGGCCCCAGACUCCCCUACCAAACCUCCCUCUCUUCCCCUAUGAGCCAGCCACAGGACUUACCCCUGUCUCCACCCCUCACCUCUCUGGCCCCAGACUCCCCUACCAAACCUCCCUCUCUUCCCCUAUGAGCCAGCCACAGGACUUACCCAUGUCUCCACCCCUCACCUCUCUGGCCCCAGACUCCCCUACCAAACCUCCCUCUCUUCCCCCAUGAGCCAGCCACAGGACUUACCCCUGUCUCCACCCCUCACCUCUCUGGCCCCAGACUCCCCUACCAAACCUCCCUCUCUUCCCCCAUGAGCCAGCCACAGGACCUACCCCUGUCUCCACCCCUCACCUCUCUGGCCCCAGACUCCCCUACCAAACCUCCCUCUCUUCCCCUAUGAGCCAGCCACAGGACUUACCCUGUCUCCACCCCUCACCUCUCUGGCCCCAGACUCCCCCACCAACCCCAGGACUUGCACCCCCCCAUGAGCCAGCCACAGGACUUACCCCCUGUCUCCACCCCUCACCUCUCUGGCCCCAGACUCCCCACCAACCCCAGGACUUGCACCCCCCAUGAGCCAGCCACAGGUCUUACCCCCCUGUCUCCACCCCUCACCUCUCUGGCCCCAGACUCCCCCACCAACCCCAGGACUUGCACCCCCCCCAUGAGCCAGCCACAGGACUUACCCCCCGUCUCCACCCCUCACCCCUCUGGCCCCACCCCCCAUGAGCCAGCCACAGGACUUACCCCCCUGUCUCCACCCCUUACCUCUCUGGCCCCAGACUCUCCCACCAACCCCAGGACUUGCACCCCCCCAUGAGCCAGCCACAGGACUCAGCUCUUCCUCAUGAGUCAUACUCCUGUAUUGUCUCUCUAAUAGGUAAAACCUUGUUAAAGUGUUAUUUCAAUGUUGAGAGAUGGGUGAUACAUGGUUGGACUUAACUUGAACUGUAUAGUUUUAUCAGCCUAGAGGUCAAGGAUCAAGUCUGCAAAGGUCCUCAGUCAGGGAACAUGAAAUGAAAUGGCACCCAAUUGGUGCCCCCCCUACCACCACAAACACAGACAAUUGUAUGUGUUUAUCAAUUGGAAAGCUGUUUGUCAGUAGGUUAUUGAUUUCAGCCCUCUUCAGUGUUCGUGUGAAUGAUGAUAGGUUUAGGUCAUUUUGUUUUGUUUUGUGUUCAGGAGGACUAAUGCAGAGUGUGUGUGUGUAUCUGACUGAUAUUAAUUUCUACCUCUUGGCAUGCUGAUUGUUAGUUUACCUAAUAAAGGGACAUAAACAACAACAAUGUACUACAAUGCCACAACUUCAAUAAAGCGUUUUUUUGAACAGUGA